CCUCGCAUCGGAAACCUGCCCCGUGCGUGCGCUGUUCUCUUCGUGUCUGUGUCUGAGGAACAGCUGAAGCGGAUUUUCUAACGAGCGGGCAUGGCCAACGAACCAUUAUUCCGACUCGAUCGACUCAGUUAAGGUCUUCGGAUUGCAAUAAUAUCUAUGCAUCCUAUGUUCAUUAUGUCGACGCAUACGCACGGAUCCGAUCCGGCACGGAAUGACACGCGGAAGCUAUCGCACGGGAACAACCCAGAGUCUCUUCAACUUGGCCCCGGGAUUUGUUUUGUUUCGUUCGGUGAUGAUGGCGGUGGUGAUGGGUGAUGCAACCCAUGGGACACACCGUACAACAACGUACGCACGGUACAAAACCGAUAGGAACCCGACGGGCUUCCCAACACUUCGUUGCUUCUUUUUUCUCUGCUUGUUUUUGUUUUUGUUUCGUUCCUUCUUUCCUCGAAAACCCGACGAUCGCAACCAAUCCAGACAAAAAAAAAGUCCGAGCCCGGAUACCAAUCCACACCGGACCACAACCACCACAACCACCACAACAAGCUGCCAUGAAGUUCUCGCUCGUUGCGCUGCUGGCGGCCGCCCCCAGGGCGUCUGCCUUUGCCCCCCAGGGGGCUCCCUCCCACCUUCUGUCCCCCUCGCUCUCGGCCUCGGCGGCCCCCGUCGAGGACUACGUCGACGCCAAGCUCACCGAGCACUCCCACUGCACCGAGCCCGGGGACCGCGACAUUCUGGUCCGGGCCGCCCGCGGGGAGGUGACCGAGCGGACCCCCGUCUGGCUCUGCCGCCAGGCCGGCCGGUACAUGGAGGCCUUCCGGGCCUACUCGACCAGAUACCCCUUCCGGGAGCGGUCCGAGACGCCGGAAAUGGCCGUCGAGCUGAGCCUCCAGUGCCACCGCAAGUACGGGAUGGACGGGAUCAUCAUGUUCUCGGACAUUCUGACGCCCCUGCCGACCCUCGGGAUCGACUUCGACGUGGUCCCGGGCAUCGGGCCCGUCAUUUCCACGGAGGUUGCCAGCGAGUCCGACGUGGAGGCCCUCGGGUCGGUGGAGGGCGUGGAGGCCUUUGACGAGAAGCUCCCCUUCAUUCGGGAGAUCCUGGGCGACCUCUCGAGGGAGGCCGAGGAGAAGAACACGGCCCUCAUCGGCUUUGUCGGGUCCCCCUUCACCCUGGCGGCCUACACGAUCGAGGGCAAGUCCUCCAAGCACUGCCUGGCCACCAAGAAGCUCAUGAUGGAGGCGGCCCGCGGGGAGACCGCCACGAUGGACCUCUUCCUGGACAAGAUCGCCACCAUGAUCGGCCACUACGCCUGCCACCAGAUCGAGUGCGGGGCCCAGGUGAUCCAGUUCUUCGAGAGCUGGGCCCACCAGCUCUCCCCCAAGCACUUUAACGACUUUGCCAAGCCGGCCGCCCAGAAGGCCAUUGCCAUUGUCAAGGAGAAGCACCCGGACGUCCCGGUCAUCUACUUUGCCAACGGGGGAUCCUCCUACCUGGAGCUCCAGAGGGACAUGGGGGCCGACAUGAUCGCCGUCGACUGGUCCGUCGACAUGGCCGAGGCCCGGAGGAUCCUGGGCCCGGACGUUGCCGUCAGCGGGAACAUCGACCCGACGGUCCUCUUUGGGUCGAAGGAACAGAUCGAGCAGGCCGUCCGGGACUGCAUCGACAAGGCCGGGGGGCCCGGUAACAGGCACCUCCUCAACCUCGGCCACGGCGUCAUGCAGGGAACGCCGGAGGAAGCCGUCGGCUGGCUGGUCGACGAGGCCAAGCGGUAUACCGGCAAGCAAGCAGAGUAAAAGCGCAAAGCGAGCGACGGGCCAAAGACAAACCACCGUCCAAACCACCGAACACCACGAUCGGUUUGGAGUAAACUAGACGAUAGUAG
Pseudo-nitzschia multistriata is the source of this 1885-nucleotide messenger RNA. NCBI's taxonomy places the organism in Eukaryota, Bacillariophyta, Bacillariophyceae, Bacillariales, Bacillariaceae. The record is from the annotation of a GenBank genome assembly.